Messenger RNA from Styela clava, 1491 nucleotides. RefSeq names its product cation channel sperm-associated protein 1-like. NCBI's taxonomy places the organism in Eukaryota, Metazoa, Chordata, Ascidiacea, Stolidobranchia, Styelidae. The record is from RefSeq and is a predicted model, not a curated record. Gene Ontology annotation, cellular component: CatSper complex; membrane. Gene Ontology annotation, molecular function: calcium-activated cation channel activity; voltage-gated calcium channel activity. Gene Ontology annotation, biological process: spermatogenesis; regulation of cilium beat frequency involved in ciliary motility; calcium ion transport.
CGGAGAAUAUGCCAAUAAGGAGCCUGGCCUUUCACGAUCACAGAUGAAUCCGACUUACUGAAACUCUAGUGCGUCCUUUUAGCAUGUCGAGCAGAAGAUCAUCGGUUUUGAGUAGUGCUGUUCAUACAACAUCGAAACGAUACAGUAUCGACGGUCGUCGCAUAGGUUCAGUAACACUUCCUGGCGUAAAGGGAUCCACAGACGCACUGUUAGAUUUGAGAACAGUGAAUUUGCACUUGGGUGAUAUCAAACGCGUACAAGAUGAAAUUGAAAAGAAAACUGACUUUGAUGAACAUGCCAGCAGUUUUAGAAAAGGAAUGCAAAGUCUUUUGGAUACAAGAUUCUUUAGCACUGUUAUCAUGAUAGUCAUUUUGAUCAACACGCUCAUGCUUGUGCUUUCAACUUGGAGAGGUGUAGAAGUUCGAUUCGAUUACUAUUUUGCAAUUAUUGAUGGAAUAUUUAUGGCGAUUUACGUGGCUGAAUGUGUUCUAAAAAUAUACGUCAAACGGUUGGAAUAUUUCAAAGAAGGUUGGGAUAUCCUCGAUUUUGUAAUUGUGUGCACCAGUAUCUUUGAAAUGCUAGCUCCGUUGACGAUGGGUGCUGGUAGUUUCAGCGGUGGUGGAGCGAGUAUCUUUCGGAUAUUGCGUGUACUACGAGCACUGCGGUCACUAAGAGUGUUGAGAACUAUACGCUUCUUAGAGAAUAUCCAAGUUAUUCUCAUCACAUGUCUGCACUCUUUCCAGUCUCUGGGGGCAAUUAUGACUCUUAUGACAACAUUUCUCGUGAUUUUUGCUGUUGUUGGACGAGGCCUCUUUGCAACUAAAGAUCCCAAGCAAUUUGGUAACUUCUGGUCAGCUUCGUUUACUCUUGUACAACUUCUAACACUGGACGAUUGGUUUGAAAUAUUUACAGGAAUGAGCGACAAGCAAGGAUUUUUUGACAUUCCCGCAUUCUUCUAUUUACUGUCAUACAUCAUCAUUGAAUACUUUGUGUUUCUUAAUUUAUUCAUUGCUGUUUUGGUGGAUAAUUUUCAACUGACAUUGAGGGACAAACUCGUUAGGAAAGCAGAGGAAAAAGAAAGACUAAUGGAGGAAAAGAAAAAGUUGAAGAAACAAAAAGACAAUGAAAGUAUUUCAAAUGGAAGUGAUGGGCAUAUGGAAAUUUUGAAAAGACAAUUUUUCCUCAAUGACGAAGAAGACGACGAUUACAUCGAUACAGAUAAAGAAUAUAAAGAAUUCAUGGAUUCUGCACCAGAUCACGAAUACAACUUAGUUGAAUGGUAUUAUCGUCUCCUAGCUGCAGUCGAGAAACAGACACAUAUGUAUCACAACCAGUGGGCUUGUCAUCAAAAAAUUGCUGAUCUUGUUGUAGAUAACACUGACGACAUCAUCGACCGGAGAUGACAAAUUAAACGAGAAACCAUAUUUUAUUUAUUUUUAUUUUGAAAAGUCAAGCAAAAUAUACACAUGUGAAUAACAAGUGGAUAUAUUA